Messenger RNA from Gymnodraco acuticeps, 1005 nucleotides. It is a transcript of the gene odf3l2a, whose product is annotated as outer dense fiber of sperm tails 3-like 2a. The record is from RefSeq and is a predicted model, not a curated record. Gene Ontology annotation, cellular component: cytoskeleton. The coding region runs from base 139 to 909 and encodes 256 amino acids. The transcript has 5 exons. NCBI's taxonomy places the organism in Eukaryota, Metazoa, Chordata, Actinopteri, Perciformes, Bathydraconidae.
CCGCAAAUCACCCGAAGAAGAGAGACAGGCAGAAAAGGAAGUGCCUGAAGUCAGUGACAGAGGAACCAACGAGGAAGACAAGGGGACAAAGAAGAACAGGAGAAGAAGAAGAAGAAGAAAUAAAGAGGCUGUCAGAGCAUGCAGGAAGUGAAGAAACGUCCGAUAAUCUCUGCAAGAGAAAGAAGCCCGGGUCCUGGACGCUACGCUCUGCCCCCGACGGUGGGAUACAUCAACCAUGACUUCACCAAGCCCAGCAGCCCUGCAUACUCCUUUCACAGCCGCAUGAGCAGCGCCAUGGUCUCUGUGGACUCCAGCCCAGGACCGAGGUACCACAUUGACGCCAAGUUAACCCGCUUUGGCCGGAUGGAAACCCCGUCCUACUCCAUGCUUGGCAGGGGAAGGAGCACAGGGGAUAAUAAAGGCGAGGUGUUUCAGACUCCGGGGCCGGGGGCCUACAGCCCAGAGAAGGCUCUCCCUCUCAACUCUCACCUCAGACCCCCCUCCUUCACCAUCGGCUCUCGCACCAGAUACCGCUCUGUGGAUCCUGUCCCGGCACCCAACAGCUACAGACUCCCUAAUCUGCUCGGCAGCCAGGUCCCUAAUAAACCAUCGAGUGCCAGCUACAGCUUCUCAGGCCGGAGGAAGGUGGGAGCUCCGUCUGAAGACCUCUCCAAGAGCCCUGGACCGGCCAAAUACGACACCACCAACCCCGACAUCUACCACCAGCGCCAGCCCUCCUUCUCCAUGCAGAAACGGACUAAGAGACCCAGUUAUUUCUCGGCUAUCCCCGGCCCCGGCACUUACAGCCCGGAAAAGUUUCAUGUGCACCUCCCUAAACCCCCCUCCUUCUCUAUGGGUGUCAGACACUCAGAGUUCGUCACCCCACUCGUGGUGCAAGUCAUCGACUGACAGGAUUCAAUAUGAAUGCGUUGAUUUUAUUAUAUUUUUCAUACAAAUGUGGAGCUGUCAUGUAAGGACUAAAAUAUAUAAAUAAAUCAUAUUAAA